Molecule: messenger RNA, 2057 nt
Organism: Onychomys torridus (southern grasshopper mouse)
Lineage: Eukaryota; Metazoa; Chordata; Mammalia; Rodentia; Cricetidae
Product: 25-hydroxyvitamin D-1 alpha hydroxylase, mitochondrial
Exons: 9
Coding region: 46-1578 (510 amino acids)
Biological process (GO): cortisol metabolic process; glucocorticoid biosynthetic process; cellular response to peptide hormone stimulus
Cellular component (GO): mitochondrial inner membrane
Molecular function (GO): oxidoreductase activity, acting on paired donors, with incorporation or reduction of molecular oxygen; heme binding; iron ion binding
Source: RefSeq, a predicted model, not a curated record
AAAAGAUGCUUUGGAGAAGCGCGGCUGACACCCCGAACAUAAGACAUGACCCAGGCAGUUAAGCUCGCCUCCAGGGUGCUCCAUCGAGUCCACCGGCCUCCACAGCUGGAUGCCUCCUCCUCGCUGACCUCCAGAGGCUCUGACCCAGUUCUCCGGAGUUUGUCUGACAUCCCUGGGCCCUCUAUGCCUAGCUUCCUGGCAGAACUUUUCUGCAAAAGUGGGCUGUCCAGGCUACAUGAACUGCAGGUGCAGGGAGCUGCACGCUACGGGCCAAUAUGGUCAGGCAGCUUCGGGACACUUCGCACGGUGUAUGUGGCCUCCCCUGCGCUUGUGGAGCAGCUGCUGCGGCAAGAGAGCCCCUGUCCAGAGCGCUGCAGCUUCUCAUCUUGGGCAGAGCACCGUCGCCGCUACCAGCGGGCUCCGGGAUUGCUAACAGCGGAUGGGGAAGAAUGGCAGAGGCUGCGAAGCCUCCUGGCCCCGCUGCUCCUCCGGCCUCAAGCAGCCGCUGGCUACGCUGCAACUCUGGACAACGUGGUCCGUGACCUUGUGCGACGACUCAGGCGCCAGCGGGGACGUGGCUCUGGGCUACCCAACCUAGUUCAGGACGUGGCGGGAGAGUUUUACAAAUUUGGCUUAGAAGGCAUAGGCGCCGUGCUGCUGGGUUCGCGCCUGGGCUGCCUGGAGGCAGAAGUACCUGCCGACACAGAGACCUUCAUCCACGCGGUGGGCUCGGUGUUUGUGUCCACACUCUUGACCAUGGCAAUGCCCAACUGGAUGCACCGCCUUGUACCCGGACCCUGGGCCCGCCUCUGCCGAGACUGGAACCAGAUGUUUGCCUUUGCCCAGAAGCACGUGGAGCAGCGGGAAAGCGAAGCAGACGUGAGGAAACCGGGGAAGACUGAGGAGGACGUGCCGUCUGGGCAUCACUUAACCCACUUCCUUUUUCGGGAAAAGUUGUCUGUCCAGUCCAUUGUGGGGAACGUGACAGAGCUACUGCUGGCUGGAGUGGACACGGUAUCCAAUACGCUCUCCUGGACACUCUAUGAGCUCUCUCGGCACCCCGAUGUCCAGUCUGCACUUCACUCUGAGAUCUCAGCUGCUGUGGACCCUGGCUCCCGGGCCCACCCCCAAGCCACUGUUCUGUCCCAGCUUCGCCUGCUGAAGGCUGUGAUCAAGGAGGUGUUACGAUUGUACCCUGUGGUGCCUGGGAAUUCCCGUGUCCCAGACAGAGACAUCCGAGUAGGUGACUACAUUAUCCCCCAAAAUACGCUGGUCUCGCUCUGUCACUACGCCACUUCCAGGGACCCUGCGCAGUUCCCAGAGCCAAACUCUUUCAAUCCAGCUCGCUGGCUGGGGGAAGGCCCAGCCCCCCACCCAUUUGCAUCUCUUCCUUUUGGCUUUGGCAAACGCAGCUGCAUAGGGAGGCGCCUGGCUGAGCUGGAACUACAAAUGGCUGUGGCCCAGAUCUUGAUACAUUUUGAGGUGCUGCCUGAGCCAGGUGCUCUCCCAAUCAGACCCAUGACCCGGACUGUCCUGGUACCUGAGAAGCGCAUCAACCUACAGUUCGUAGACAGAUAGUCCUGUGGAAGGAAGCUGUUGUCAUCCGCCCUCUCUCCUAACAGGACAUUAUUAGGCAUAAGAGACACACUUCCCCUUGAGGUCUAUCUGAACAAACUUCAGGACGUAGGACCUGACCUAUGUGUAAAGCGUGUACUUGGCUUGACUCAGCGAGUCAAGGAUCAGAGAACCGUGAUCCUUUCUGCUGCUCAGUACUUCUGGUCAUUCCUCAAGGCCCAAAGCCAUCAGAUUUUAACACAUCCUUAAAGGGUCAACUCAGAUGUUAACUAAUAACCUGGGGGGGGGGGCUUGGGAGGGAUUCAACCUCUCUUCCUCCCUUGCUUACAGCGUUCACGGAUGCGCUGUCUAAGCAUUAACCUUAGCAUGUGUUCCGUGACUGUGCAUCUGGUGUGCACCUGGUCGGGUCUCUUUCUAAGCAUGUGAGCUCUUAGAGAAGAGUGGUGAAGCCUUCUCUGUCUAUUGGGAUUUCCUUCUUUCUU